Lactuca sativa (garden lettuce) is the source of this 1288-nucleotide messenger RNA. Lineage: Eukaryota; Viridiplantae; Streptophyta; Magnoliopsida; Asterales; Asteraceae. The record is from RefSeq and is a predicted model, not a curated record.
AUAAUAAGAGCUGCGUACCCCGUUUGGCCUUCAUCUGCUCAAAUCAUAUAGAACCCUAGCGGACGCAUCGAGCUCGCGAUUCCUCUUUAAAUGUUUAACGAUUGAGGUAAUUUUCGCAAAACCAAUUUUUUGUUACCCACACAAGUUUAUAUAUUUAUGCGAUUAGAUUUCUGUUUGGAUUUACGGAGCAAAUGUAUAAUUGACAAAAAUGCCAGGGUUUCAUGUAUUCUAGUCUGUUUUUUAAUUUAUAAAGAGAUAUUUUCUGUUUUAUCAAGCGCGAUUCUGAUCAUGUUGACUUUCAAAUAGCAAUCCAUCAGUUAAAAGAAAUAUAUAGAUGCACAGUGAUAUCCGAUAUAUCAAGCAAUUCACUCGAUCUAACUAUGAGGUUCAUAUAGCUUGCGAUUCUAUGAAGAGAAUAAUUUCUGUGCCAAAUUUCAACAAAAAUCCAUGUUCAAAUUCUUUUCUUUCUGAAUCGUGCUUCAGUCUAAUUGAAAGAAUAAUACAUAUCGAGUGAAAGUUACUGUGAAUAAUUAUUUUACCCCCACAUCAUUAAUCAGUUUGCUUAAAAUUUUGAAAAAAAAAAAAAGAACUUAAGGAAACAGCUAUAAAGAGGGAAUUAGCAGCUUUUUGGAGUUAAGCACUUAGCAGGAUUGUCAUCAAGAUCACUUCCUGUAGAUGGACAAAGAUAACAAUAUCAUUUUUGAUGGAAACAGUGAAAGCCGACUAUAUGUAGGCAACCUUGAUAUGAGAAUAACAGAAGGCGCUCUCAUAAAAAUGUUCUCCCCAUUUGGAAAAAUCGUGUUUGAGGAUUUCCUUUGGCAUACUCGCGGCCCAAAACGAGGCGAGCCACGUGGCUAUGCAUUUGUCCAGUUCAGCACCAUGGAGGAAGCUAAACUGGCCAAGGAGAAAAUGCAUGGGAAAUUGGCAUGUGGAAGGCCUUUAGUAGUGCGACUUGCUAAAGAGAAGUACUUGAUGGAAAUGGCUGAAAAAUCAGGUGGUAGUGGUAGUGGUAGUGGUAGUGGUAGUGGUAGUGGUAGUGAGUCAAAUGGAUUGGGUAACGGGUCGGGUCAAAUGGCCCGAAGUGCAAAAAUAGCUGCAAUAAAGAACAAAUUGAAGGCCAUGGAAGAAAGUGAUCAUGUUACAAAGAGACAGAAACAAAAGUAGAAAGAUAAUGCAAGUUGUGUUUUUAGGAUUUGUAUGAGUAAUGGAUCUGUCUCGAUAAAGUAUUGUAUACAUUUACUCUUAUAUUCCAAAAAACAAAUCUCACAAUAUUGAGUAGUUAUAAUAA